Danio rerio (zebrafish) is the source of this 3466-nucleotide messenger RNA. RefSeq names its product neuronal PAS domain protein 1 (gene npas1). Gene Ontology annotation, molecular function: protein dimerization activity. Gene Ontology annotation, cellular component: nucleus. NCBI's taxonomy places the organism in Eukaryota, Metazoa, Chordata, Actinopteri, Cypriniformes, Danionidae. Gene Ontology annotation, biological process: animal organ development; regulation of DNA-templated transcription. The record is from RefSeq and is marked validated.
AGAGAGAGCGAGGGACCGAGAGAGGGAGCGGGUGAAGUGACGACCGGUGCGUGCAGCUUUCCCAAGAGGAAAUGAAAAGAAAAGAACGAGGAAAGAGAGAGAGCCAACGCAGGGAGCACGCCAGAGAAGGAAACAGACUCGCAUCCUCCAACUCCAGUCAUAUCUGAGACGAUCCCGCUUGGAAAGUGAGGGAGGAGAGAGCCGCCGCUGCUGCCGCUACACACACACACACGCACACACUCUUGCGGCUGCAGACCGCUGUGUGUUCGCCUGCUCUUUUGUGCCAGCAGCUGGGAUUGUUCUUGGCCCCGUCUGACCCCCUUGUCACCCCCCGUGUGAGAGUGUGUGUUUGCAUGUGAGCGCGAGGGGUCCUGGAACGUGGACUGAGUCGAAAGGGGAGGGUCACGGUUCGGGGUUGGGGGUUCUGAUCGGGACAGGUCCAAGACUUCUAAGGAAGAGGAGGAGGGAAACAUCUGCCACCCAAACAGCUGCUCGGAGGUGGACAUGCACAUCAGCUCUUCUCUUAGGGGUCUCGGACUGACAUAGCCUCGGCCAAUCACUGCCUGAGUUAGAGGUGGCGGCCCAUCGGGGUCGUGAUGGCGGCCAUGCCGUUCGUCAGCGAGGGCAAGUGUGUGUCCGUCGAGUGGGACUUUCUUCAGGGGCUUCUCGCCAAACCACCCACCUUACCCUGCUUGCAGAACUUGAGGAAGGAGAAGUCCCGCAAUGCAGCUCGUUCUCGGCGAGGCAAAGAGAACUUUGAGUUCUUCGAGCUGGCCAAGAUGCUCCCCCUCCCUGGGGCAAUAACCAGCCAGCUGGACAAGGCCUCCAUAAUCCGCCUCACCAUCAGCUACCUGCACAUGAGACACUUCGCCAGCCAGGGAGACCCGCCCUGGAGCCCCCUAAUGGAAGGAGAGAACAACUGCAGCAAGGUGCGAAGAACAAGUCAUUCAUUGGUCACUGACAUAUUCGAACAGCAUUUGGGAGCUCAUCUACUGCAGUCUCUGGAUGGAUUUGUGUUUGUGGUCAGUCAAGAAGGCAGAUUUCUUUACAUCUCAGAGACCGUCUCCAUCUACCUUGGCCUUUCACAGGUGGAGUUGACUGGCAGCAGUGUGUUCGAUUACAUCCACCCUGCGGAUCAUGUGGAGAUGGCGGAGCGUCUGGGCAUCAGGCCACACCUGCGGGCAGAGGCCGGCUGUCAGACGUCCCAUGAAAGUGCUUCAAGCUCAGCAUCCACGUCCUCGCUGGCUGGCACUCCAGAACCAGCACCACACAGUCCUUGUUCUCCAGUCAGGGAGUUGUCGGAACGUGGCUUCUUCAUCCGGAUGAAAUCCACACUCACCAAACGUGGCCUCCACGUUAAAUCCUCGGGCUAUAAAGUGAUUCAUGUGACAGGUCGGAUUCGAUGUCGGCCAGCACUGGUGCCCAGCUCCUCCCGAGCCUUACAUCGGCCAAUGGGAUUGGUCGCUCUGGCUCACACACUUCCACCCUCCACGCUCAAUGAGGUGCGCAUGGAAAGCCACAUGUUUGUUUUCAGAGUCAACAUGGAUCUGCAGGUCACCUACUGUGAAAACAGGAUUUCAGAGUAUAUGGACCUGAGCCCAGCUGAAGUGGUUGGACAUACCUGCUAUCACUUCAUUCAUGCUGAAGACCUGGACACCGUCAGGCAGAGCCAUGAAGACUUGCUGCGGAAAGGGCAGGUUGUGACCGGAUAUUACCGUUGGCUGCAGAGGAGAGGAGGUUAUCUGUGGAUUCAGUCCUGCGCCACCGUUUCUAUUAACCACAAAGCACCCCAUGAGCGUAAUGUCAUCUGGGUCAACUAUGUGCUCAGUCGGCCAGAGCUGGCAGACAUGCCUCUGGACUUAUUACAACUUCCAGAAAGCCUGAGGGCAGAGCGGCUUCAAGCAAGCUCCUCCCCGCGCGACAUGUCUCCAAAGACACAAGGCUCUACUGGGACGCAACCAUUGAAAAGCAGGUCUGAAACAGACCUCAAAGGAAAGGAAGCCUUCUCACACAAUACUUCCAGUCAAUCAGAGAACACUAGGAAAAGAUUGCACCAGACUGACUCUGAGAGUGGGCCACCCGAGGCAAGGAGACGGAUGGAGGUGUUUCGUCAGAGAGAGGACAGCCCGUGUACCUCCUCGGACCAAGCCAGUGACAGCGAGGUGGAAGAGGAUGAUGAGAGGGAGAGCGAGUGGGACCACAAUCCCUCCAGCAAACGGGUGAAGAAUGAAGAGGGGGCUUCAAAACAAGGCAACGGGGCUAACGGAGCAGGUAAGAUCCACAAUGGCCGUGCUGUGAUCCAGCAUCUUAAGAGUGUGGUGACCAGUUCCGGAUCAAACAUUAAGACUGAACAAGAAGUGUUGGGCACAACUGUAGGUGCAGGUUCUGGGAGGCGAUGGAGUCAACCUCUGCUUGGCAAUGGCGGACCUAAUGGCAGCAGUCCACCUUCCCAGCCUCCAAAUUCCACCCCGACAGAAGCUCCACCCAAGGGUCUAUUCAGCCCACCCUCCCCAACCCUGUCUCCACCCAUCCCAGCAUCAUCCCUACCCAGAGAUGACCGGUCCAUUCAUGGAGGACGUGCUUCCGACUUUGAGCUACUGCAGAGACUAACUGCAAGUGGGGCUGCAGGACGUGUUCUUUUUCAUCCCCUGGCUCUCGGCCCGCAGGGACCUCAGAGUCUCUACGCUCCAAGUACGAUUCGCUACGCCCCACCUGAGAUGCCCACAAUUCACACUGAAGGUCACCGCUCAGACCAUGGAGCCAAAACUCCCACUUUCUUUCCUCACCUGCAAAGGAUCACAUCUCUGCCUCCCUUCAGUGGCUUUUCUCCAGCCGAACCCACCUUUCCUCCAACUCUGCCCUUCUGUAUGAACGGUCUGAGGGGGGCCGCAGGGACAGAUGAGGAUUGAGAAAGACAGAAAAUUAUGUCAAGGAGAGGUGGGAGGGGUAGCAAAGGACAGGGCAUAAUGUUGAGAGAGGAACUACAGAAGUACUUGAGGUUUGUAAGUCUUCCCAAACUCCUCUCCAGACCUUUCUCUGGUAAUUUGUUAUUGUGUCUUCCUCUUUUUGGAAAAACAGUCAAAGCCAUACUGAAACAUAUGAAGGAAAUCAUGCAACUUACAGAAAGGAGUCAGAAUUGAGGCCAGAAUCACUGGGACCAUACAGGCUGUCAAUGGGAUGGAGAACAGUGGACAUUGUCCUAUGCCCUUUGAUGAGGGGUUGUACAUGGCGAGGUUCUACCUGUCCCUCAGAGAGAUGGGCCUACCUAUAGAAGUCCCCUUUAAUAUAAGGAACCACACAGGAAUAUGCAAGAAUGGACAAAAAGCAGCAUGGCGGCAAUUGCCAAAUAAGACAUCCCUAAGGAAACAAUAAAUAAGCACAGUCCAUGUCCCUGGCUGACAGAGGGAUCGAACUGAAAAUUAAACUUAGAAAAGUGUAGACUUUUCAUUUUUGUAAAAAAAAAAAA